AUUGGAUGUGAAGAAGAGGAGCCCUAUGGGCCCAUCCCCAACUACGCCCCCAGGACCUAGAAUAAGCCCCUUUAAUUAGGGACAUCUCUGGGAUGACCUGGUUGGUCCACAGUCCUGGAUCCGGUCCUGGAGCAGGACAAGUGCAGGGAAUAGACAGAUGCUGCACCUAUAUGUGUUCCCCACAGAGACCUGGUGGGGCCAAUUGUGGAAUAACAAGUUAUAUGAGUGAAUGGCGGAGGAAUAAGUGUAUAAAUGGUUCUAGUAUACAGCGCUGGAGAGGGCGGAGGGAAGUUUCUUCUUCUUCUCCUCCUGCCCACAGUUACUAUGGGAACUCUAGAUUCACUGAGUCACUGAGUCUGUGCAGGAGUCACAUGAUCAAACAGAGAUCAUGUGACAGGAAGUGUUCAGUAACAAUCCUAAUAGCAGAGUCCGGAAUCUUCUCUGCACACUUGUCUAUACCCCUGAUGGCUGUGGAAUAGGAGGACAUAGGAGUUUGUCGUCGGCUGACUGUUCCCGGAAGGCACCCUCUAAAAAGACUGCAUCUACAGUGCCAUGAUUGCCAGACUCUGUUAGAGGACAGUUAUCAGUUCACCUGAUGUCUGUCCUGCAGUGCCAGAAUUCAGGCCCAGCAAGAGCCGACUAUGCAAGAUAUGGUUGUCUGGGUCAAGGAUUUUGCGUCUUCCAACAUGAACUGGGAGCCUCCAUAGAAGAGCUGAAGCAGCUGGUGACCACCAAACAUGCAAGACCAUCUUCACCACCUAGUUCCAUGGAGGUAUCUGGGGAAGCAGCCCGUGAGGAUUCCCAAUCCUCAUCCUCUGAAUAGGAAGACAAAUUGCAAUAUCUAUUUUUUCCUGCUUAGGUCCAUCAGGUCGGAGACCAUGAUGUUGAUGGGGGAGAAGCCUCUAUUUCUGCUUCUAAAGGGCCUAGGGCUUUUAAAGCAGAUGAUUCCCUCUUGUCUUUGAAGACUGAGUGGAAAAAGCCGAAGAAAGGUCCUGUUCUUACCAAGUGCUUUAAGAGCAUGUUUCCCUUACAGGAAGACCAAGUAUCUUCCUGGGGACCUAUUCCUAAGGUGGAUUUGGUCAUAUCAAAACUAUCUAAACAGACCAUGGUUCCAUCUGAUGAUGGUUCUAGCCUUCAGGACCCUAUGGACCGCAAGGCCGAUUGCGCCUUUAGGCGCGCUUACUCUACUGCCUCGGCUUCCACUUCUGGGCCAAUAGCCUCUACUGAGGUAGCUAAAUUCCUGAGAACUAGAUUUUCGCAGAUUCAGUCCGACCUAGACCAAGGGGUUUCUAGGGAUGACAUUUUGGCCUCAUGCAAAAGGGCUAGUUUGGCUAUAGAUUCCCUUUGCGAUGCCACCCCAUAGCAACUGAAGCUUGCUUCUAUGUCUAUGGCCCAUUCUUCUGUGGGUUGCCUCCCCUUGUGGCUUAAACCUUGGAGGUCUGAUACCUCUUCCGCUGUGUGCAUAAUUGAGGGGCUGUUUGACAGGAAAGGAAAAUCUUUUCCUCAGCAGCCCUUUCGCGGUCAAGGCAAAAGGUAUGGAGUCAAGUUGGUAACCCAAACCAAAACCCAGAAAGAUUGGGGGUCCCAAAGACAAAGGGGCGCUAGUUGUUCCAAGGGCAGAAAGUCAUCGGCGCCCUGACUAUGGGCCUCCUCGAGGCUUAUGGACGAUUGCCAGUGCUUCCACUCUGUCCCACCUUCCUUGUCCUUCUCUUCCUGUAGGAGGUCGCCUUCAAAAUGUCCUAGAUGCCUGUAGAAUUCAUAUUCAAGACCCUUGGGUCCUCUGGGUCAUUUCAGAAAGGUACAGAGUGGAAAUGGAGAAUAUUCCUCCAGACAAGUUUGUAAGAACCAGGCUUUUACCUUCCAACAAACAGAGAAUUUUGGAAGCUUAAGUUUUGGAAUAUCUCCAGAAGGGUGCCUUGGAGGAAGUUCCCUCUCAAGAACGUGGGUCUGGCAUUUAUUCUUCAGUGUUCCUGGUUCCCAAAGUUACCGGAGAUUGGAGGAUGAUCAUAGACCCAAGGUUCUUCAAUCGAUCUAUCAGACGGAAGAGUUUCCGCAUGGAAACAAUUCAGUUGGUUAUCAAUCUUCUCAUGCCAGGGGAUUUCCUGGCAACCUUGGACCUUAAGGAUGCUUAUCUUCAUAUUCCUAUCCACCCUGGGUCCAGAAGAUUCUUAAGGAUCGCUGUUCAAGUUCAGGGAAUUCUAAGGCACUAUCAGUUUGUUGCCCUACCAUUUGGAAUUUCUUCAGCCCCACACACAUUUACCAAAGUAGUAGUUUCUGUGGUGGCUGCUCUAAGACUUCAGGGACUGUGUAUAGUCCCUUACCUAGACUAUUGGAUUCUCAAAGCCUUUUCUCAAGCGAUCCUGUCCCAGCACAUUCAGACGACUGUGUCCUUCCUCUAUCAGCUAGGCUGGAUAAUCAAUUUGAACAAGUCCAAUCUCCAACCAGCUACUUCAGUGAGAUUCCUAGGAUUUAUGAUAGAUUCUGUAGCAAUGACUAUUCAUCUAACUCCCGAAAGAAAGCUACGUGUUCAGGACACAGCCCAGUCUCUCUUAGUUCCCAAGCGGGAAACGCUACCUUAUCUAAUGAGAAUGGUGGGACUAAUGUCUGCAACCGUGGAGACGGUACCUUGGGCAUUAUGGCACCUACGUCCACUUCAGUCAGAGGUUCUAGCCAUUUGGAAUCCCAGCCGAGAGGAACUAAAUUCCAUGCACUCCCUGUCUCCUCAAGUCCAGUCCUCUCUGAGAUGGUGGAUUCACCUUCAGGACAAUCAAUCCUUGAUCCAACCGGUUUGGAUCAUACUUACCACAGAUGCGUCCCUUAUGGGCUGGGGAGUGCAUCUACUGGACAAAACAGGCCAAGGGACUUGGUCUCCCCAGGAGAAGAUGUUAUCUUAGAAUCUCCUAGAAAUUUGUGCCAUCAGAUUGGCCCUCUUUUACUUUUUGCCCCUUUUAUUCAAGGCAAAGCAGUGAGAAUACAAUCAGACAGCAUGAUGGCUGUUCUAUAUAUCAACAAACAGGGAGGCACGAGGUCACAAAGUCUCCUGAGAGAGAUAGGUGGGAUUCUGGAUUGGGCAGAGUUAAACCUCACCCACUUAUCGGUCGUUCAUAUCCGGAUUACUCACAAUGUAAUAGCAGACUGCCUAAGCAGAGGCCUUCCAACUCUCCAUCCGGACAUCUUCAGACAGAUUACGCUUAGGUGGGGCAUGCCAGAGAUCCAUCUCAUGGCAGCGAGGUUCAAGAGUUCCUGUUCCCUUUAUAGGGAGGACAAUCCCUACGCAGUAGAUGCUCUGUCAAUCCCAUGGAGGUUCAGGCUGGCCUACAUCUUCCCUCCUAUUUCCUUAACUCCAAGGGUAUUGAUGAAAAUCAGGCAGGAUCCAAGCAUCAAUCAUAGCCAUUCUUCCAUAUUGGCCCAAGAGAGCUUGGUUCACCCAACUCAUUCAGAUGAGUCAGUUUUGGAGGCUUCCCCCAGAGCAAGCACUGGUGUUGUGGAACACUCAAAACUGCUCGAACAUUGAUGUUCAACCUGACAGCCUAGAGGUUUAUCAGUCCUUUCCAAAUGUAGAAGAGUUGUUUGGGACAGUCUUGAAAACUUUGUCGCACUCCAGAUCUGAAGCUACAACAAGAUCAUAUGGAACAUUUUCUAAUUCUGGUGUUGGCUAUGCAAACUAUCUCCAAAAAAUCCUUCCACUCCUGCUGUUCUGCAAUUCCUGCAAUAUGGAUUGAACAAGGGAUUAUCUCCUUCCACCCUAAGAGUACAAAUAUCUGCUAUCUUGGCUUUCCUCAUUAAGUCUCUUUCUCAAGACCCCCUAGUUAGAAGGUUCCUAAAGGGAGCUUCUAGAAUUAAGCCUACAAUCAUUUGACCUAUCCCUGGAUGGGAGUUAUCAGUCAUGCUCAGUGGGUUAUCAUCUCUCCCCUUUGAGCCUCUAGAGGAGGUGGACCUUAAGUUUCUCACCCUUUAAAUUACCUUUUUGUUGGCCAUCACUUCUGCAAAACAAGUCUGAGAACUCCAAGAUUUUUUUGCUUAUGAGCCCUACAUUCAAUUCCUUCUGGACUGGGUCAUUUUUACAUUUUUGCCUACUUUUAUUCCAAAGGUGCCAACGUUUACUAACAUCAGCCAGGUUAUUUCUCUUCCUGUGUUGGCUCCAUCCUCCUCCUCAGAAGAAAAUAGAGGUUUACUCUCCCUCGACUUAUUGAGAUGUCUUCGGAUUUACCCGGAUCGAUCCAAGGGUUUCCGUAAGGAUGAAAAUUUUUCUAGCGUCCGUAAGGGCCACAAAGCUUCCAAAUCAACAAUUAGUUGGGAGUCUCAUGCUUCUCAGGGUCUGGAUCCCUGUGAUUUUGUUAAAGCUGUACUAGAGCAGUAGCUGCUUCUUUUGGAGAGAGAAGCUCAAUUUCUUUGGAACUUAUUUGUAAGUCAGCUUCUUGGAGUUCUCACUUUACUUUUAUUUCACACUAUAGAGUGGAUUCUAGAAUAGCCAGCUAUUCCUCAUUUGGGCGGUCGGUUUUAUCCUCCGCCUGGCAUGAGUGCCGUCCCAUGGGGGUAUCUGCUUGCUAAAUUCCCAUCUGUGCCACUGGUUAGGACGUAAGGGAAACGAUAAUUUCUAACGAUAAUUUAGUUUUCCCUUAAUCCUAACAGUUGCACAACUAUCCCUCACUUUUUUUUUCUGUAUUUCUUCUUUUAAUUGUAAUUACACAAGGGGGCUGGGGUAUUUUCCCCCUAUAUGUAAGGGGGGGUGUGAAGGUCUAAUAAUUAUUAAGAAGUUGUCAAUAAAUUUCCACCACUCUAACCAGUCCACGGGGGGCGGAAUACCCCAUCUGUGCCACUGUUAGGACUUAGGGAAAACAAAUUAUCG
This is a messenger RNA of Hyla sarda, 4849 nucleotides long. RefSeq lists its product as uncharacterized. The transcript is spliced from 2 exons. Lineage: Eukaryota; Metazoa; Chordata; Amphibia; Anura; Hylidae. The record is from RefSeq and is a predicted model, not a curated record. Bases 2001 to 2894 code for a protein of 297 amino acids.